Molecule: messenger RNA, 1419 nt
Organism: Cucumis melo (muskmelon)
Lineage: Eukaryota; Viridiplantae; Streptophyta; Magnoliopsida; Cucurbitales; Cucurbitaceae
Product: protein DOG1-like 1
Exons: 1
Coding region: 259-1134 (291 amino acids)
Biological process (GO): DNA-templated transcription
Molecular function (GO): sequence-specific DNA binding
Source: RefSeq, a predicted model, not a curated record
UCAAAGUAUUUUGAGUGUACAGUGACAAGUUGAAGAUGAAUUGUAAUUGGGAAACUUAAAACAAAAAGUAAAGAAAAAGAGGGACGCAGAAAGGACAAAAAUGGAAAAAGAAAAAAUAGUAAAGACAGGUGGCAGCAGACCAUUGUGGAAGGUAGGGUUGUGUUGGAAGUUGAGAGACAGCAUAAAUACAGGAAAGCAUUUGUAAGAAAAAGCAGAAACAUCAUCCCUCAUCCCUCAUCCUUUAUCACAUCCGAUUCCAUGGCAACGGAUGAUAUGUGUAGCAGUAGCAGCACCACCACCACCAAGAAGAAGCAACAACAAGAAGAAGAAAGUGGUUUGUCGACUACUCACGAAGAACGUUGCCGCCGCUGCUUCGAAGAAUGGAUGCAACUUCAACGCGAAGACUUAACCCACCUCCUCGAAUCCCUUCACCAACCAACAAACAACAACAGCCAAGAAACAAACGACACCACCAGUACUGUCAUUCGCAAUUGCAUCUCUCAUUUCGAUCACUACAUCUCCAAACGCAACCUCUUAGCUCAAGAAUACCCUUCCCCUCUUUUUGCACCAACAUGGUGCACUUCCUUAGAAAAGUCCCUCCUCUGGAUGGCCGGUUGCCGACCCUCCAUUUUCAUUCGCUUAACCUACGCACUCACUUCCUGUAGUACUGAACCCUUAACUAAUGAUGGUGAUAAUAAAAAUAGUAAUAGUUUUAUUGGUAUAGGGGAACUGUCUCCUAGUCAGAUGACACGUGUGAAUGGGCUACACAUGAGAACAAUAAAAGCGGAGCAGAAACUGACGGAUGAAUUGGCGAGCUGGCAGGAGGAGUUGGCGGAUGAUCCGAUUGCGGUGAUAGUGGCGAAAGGGGAUUGCGGGGAUAAGGUGGUGAUGAAUAAUGAAGAGGCGGAGAUGGCAUUGAAGGAACAUGAGAAAGUUAUGGGAGAAGUGAUUGGGAAAGCGGAUAAGUUGAGGUUGAAUACGAUGAAGGAAUUAGUGUUGGAGAUUUUUAAGCCAACGCAAGCACUUCAGUUUUUGGUUGCCAGUAAGAAGCUUCAGCUUUCUUUACAUCAAUGGGGGAAACGUAGAGAUGAGAAGCAACGCAGAAUCAGAUCUUAUCGCUCGAUCUCUCAUUAGAAUACAACAUAUAUCAAUAAUAAAUAAUACCCCAACUCCUAAACUAUAUCAUCAUCAUCACAAUCACCCCAUCUAACUCUCUCUCUAUCUCUUUCUGCUUUUUUAUUUUUAUUUUUUAAUUUCUAGACUACGAGUAAGAAUAUGUUGUUUUCUUGUUUCUUAAUCUAUUAAAUAUGCUAAUUAGUCGCUACCAGACUAUACUCUCAUAAUCAUUCCUCAUUUUUAGUGGCAAUGUUCUCUAUCGAAAAAGAUAAAAGCACAAAAUUUCAUAUUUUUAUUAUUAUA